Molecule: messenger RNA, 2203 nt
Organism: Pieris napi
Lineage: Eukaryota; Metazoa; Arthropoda; Insecta; Lepidoptera; Pieridae
Gene: CCT8
Product: T-complex protein 1 subunit theta
Exons: 6
Coding region: 128-1765 (545 amino acids)
Biological process (GO): protein folding
Cellular component (GO): chaperonin-containing T-complex
Molecular function (GO): ATP hydrolysis activity; ATP binding; ATP-dependent protein folding chaperone
Source: RefSeq, a predicted model, not a curated record
ACUGUCAAGACUCUAGAAGCGACAGUCACUUGAAUUCUAAAGUGUGCGUCUGUUCUAUGAAAAAAUAUUUGAAAAUCUGAAAUUACAUUUCUAUUUGCUUUUGUAAAACACAAUAAAACAUCGGAAAAUGGCUUUACAUAUUCCAAAAGCACCAGGUGUACCGCAGAUGUUAAAAGAUGGAGCACGGAUGUUCUCAGGAUUAGAGGAAGCUGUCUACAGGAAUAUUAAUGCUUGCAAAGAGUUUGCUCGAAGUGUAAGAUCUGCUUAUGGACCAAAUGGGAUGAACAAAAUGAUAAUAAACCAUAUUGAAAAGCAAUUUGUUACUAGUGAUGCAGGUACAAUUAUACGCGAGUUGGAUGUAGAACAUCCAGCUGCUAAACUCAUGGUACUGGCAAGUCAAAUGCAGGACUCAGAGGUCGGUGAUGGCACAAACUUUGUAAUUGUGAUUUCUGGAGCCCUCUUGGAAGCAGCUGAAGAGCUUCUACGUUUAGGUGUUACAACUAGCGAAAUUGCUGAUGGAUAUGAAAGGGCUCUCGACAAAUGCUUGGAAAUUCUUCCAGAACUGGUUUGCUUUGAAAUAAAAGAUUGUAAAAACUUUGAUGAUGUUGUUAAAGGUAUUAAACCUUCAAUUAUGUCUAAGCAAUAUGGAAAUGAAGAUUUUAUUGGUAACCUAGUUGCCAAAGCCUGCAUUGGUAUUCUGCCAGAGAAGACCACAUUCAAUGUGGACAAUAUCAGGAUUUGUAAGAUUCUUGGAGCUGGUCUCCUGCAGUCUGAUGUCCUCUCGGGCAUGGUGUUCAAACGUGAAGUAGAGGGUGACAUCAGUAACAUUACCAAGGCUAAAGUGGCCGUCUACUCCUGUCCCGUGGACAUCACACAGACUGAAACUAAAGGCACUGUCCUUAUUAAGAGUGCAGAUGAACUUUUGAACUUCAGUAAGGGAGAAGAAUCUCUUCUUGAAAAACAGAUUAAGGAUAUAGCUGAUGCUGGCGUAAAGGUCGUAGUGGCUGGUGCUAAAUUUGGAGAUAUGGCCCUGCACUUCUUGAACAAGUUUGGUGUUAUGGCAGUACGUCUAAAUUCCAAGUUUGAUUUGAGACGUCUCGCUAGAACUGUUAAUGCCACUGUCCUACCCCGUCUCACAACCCCAACGGCAGAGGAACUCGGCUACUGUGACAAGGUCCAUGUAGACGAACUGGGAGACACACGAGUUGUGGUUUUCAGUAUGGAUAGUUCUGAAUCCCGGAUGUCCACAGUUGUCAUCCGAGGCUCUACUGACAAUUACAUGGAUGACAUUGAACGGGCAAUUGAUGAUGGUGUCAACACAUUCAAGGGAAUCGCCAGAGAUGGACGCUUCGUGGCCGGUGCGGGGGCAACUGAAAUCGAGCUUGCCCAGAAAUUGUUACAAUACGCAGACACAUUGCCAGGCUUAGAGCAAUAUGCGGUACGGAAAUUCGCCGUUGCUUUGGAAGCAGUACCCAGGGCGUUGGCUGACAAUUCAGGCGCAAACGCAACGGACGUUGUCAAUAAUAUCUAUAAGGCUCAUCGGGAAAACCAAAAAACUGUUGGAUUCGACAUUGACUCUGAAAGUAGUGGGGUGUGUGACGUUAAUGAGAAGGGGGUUUUGGACUUGUACCUUCUAAAAUACUGGGGUCUCAAAUACGCGGUCGGAGCGGCAACUACAAUACUCAAAGUCGACCAGAUCAUCAUGGCCAAGAGAGCUGGUGGUCCCAAACCCAAAGCCCCAGCUGGAAGUGAUGACGAAUCCUAAUAAAAUAUAAGACACUGCAGAUAACUUCGAAUACAAAUAAUUUUUUACAUACAAGUUUUAGGCAUUCGACUCGCGAGUUUUAACAAAAUUGUCUAUAUUAUGUUCGCAAAACUAUAAACAAUCUAGUAUUAGAUUUGUGUUUUCGUAUUAUCGCUGAAUAAGUCAUUGACUUGAAAUGGCGGCAAACAAACUAUACCAUAAACACACGUUUGAUUUUUAUGAAUAAAGGGGUUAUGUGAAAGUAAUCUGUUCACAGCCUAUUAAACUGUAUUUCCAGGCACUUUACUAACGUAAUUUACAUAGAUAUAACGGCUUGGAAUGGUUGUAUGCUACAACUGUGAUGAAACAAUUGUACUUUUAUUUUGCAAAUGUGUCAAAGCGGCCAUUUUGCACUACAGACUUGACACGAUCAAUUCUGUGGUCUUUCGCGGUAUUCAG